CACACCAUACUCAGAUCUGGAAAACCACUUUCCAGAAACAACUUAGAAACGCCGACCCAAUUGGCCCUUUAGUUAUUUAAUGAACGCAAAUUUCUGAUCUCCGCUGUGGUCAUUAAGUCAAGGAGCACCUGUAGUAUUUUGCUCCUUAUGCAAGGACAGGAUGAAGGGCUAUUAGAAACAAUUAGGGUUUUUCCUUUAUUAGAAGGAAAUCUGGCAGUGACUGGGAUAUAAGCAAUCCUGGCUGGAGGGAACAGCCAGUUUAAUGCCAGUAGGAUGCCAGCUAACUUAAGGACAGAUGGCAAGUGCUUCAGUUUAGCCAUGGGAAAAGGCUCGGCCUUUUUCAUUUAAUGACUACCAAAUAUCUUUACCUAAUUAUUUUUUUUUAGUUUUUAUUUCUGGCUUGUGGUUUUUAUUCGUUUAUUUUUGAAGGGAGAUUGUUUUAGGCACUUUAUGUGGCACUUUUUAUAUGUUUUCAGGCUUAAAAUAAACAUGGGACUAGAUCUCCGGUUUCUGAGUCCUGCCCUCUGUUGUAGAUUGUGAAGAGUUGUGGAACCCCCAGGUGCUUUCUGUCUAUGUCAUUUUUUUGAGAUUAUAUUAGUCUUUGUACGUGGAGCAGGAUCUCUGAAUAGGAAGCUCUGCAUGCAGCACCUUCUUCCUUUCGCCUUCACCAACCAUGUUCUCCACCAGGGCCCUCCGUUUGUGGAAUGGGUCCCUCCUGGACCCCUGCAGGUCAGCCAUUCCCCCCCCCCCAACCUUGUGCUCCUGCAGGCCCCGGGAACACAACCACAGAGGACAAUCCUGCUGCAUUGCAGUUGUUCUCCUCUAUUCCAGCCCUCCCGAUCUUGCAAAGAGCAGGCAUUCCCUCCAGUCCAGCCACGGAGCUCCUGUGGACUCCUACUGGCUAGAGUCAGGUGCUGUCGCCUUUCACUCUCUCUUUUUUGCUGACUGCGAAACACACAGACGGCAGGUUGCAGGCUGGCCAAGUGUGCAUCUGCAGACGAUCAUAAUGUUGCCCCAAAGGACGAACUGGAAGUCCAUGUGUAAAGGCCUCGUUCUGACUAGCUUCAUGCUGGUUCUGUAUUUGUAUGCUGUUCCACCCUUACAAGUCAGCAUGACAGAGAUUCCCAUCCCUUAUUCCUGCUCUUCCUACCGCACUCAGGCCCGGCUAUCAGCUUCAGGGAAUAGUAGCCAGGGCUCAGCCGGAGAAAAAUGUCUUCCCAAACUAAAUAUCAUGUUCAUGAAGACCCACAAGACAGCCAGUAGCACCAUCCUCAAUAUUCUCUUCCGCUUUGGAGAGAAGCACCACCUCAAAUUCGCCUUCCCCAAUGGACGUAGCGAUUUCUACUACCCGUCCUUCUUUGACCACAGCCAGGUGAAGGGCUACCAGCCCGGCGUCUGCUUCAACAUCAUUUGUAACCACAUGCGCUUUCAGUACGAGGAAGUGCGCAAAUUGCUGCCAGCCGACGCCAUCUUUGUGACAGUGCUGCGGGACCCCGCCUACCUCUUUGAGUCUUCUUUCCAUUACUUUUGGGGCGUCAUCCCUUUGACCUGGAAGGUAUUGGGAGAUGAUAAGCUGGCUGAAUUCCUGAGGGAUCCUUGGCAUUACUAUGAUCCGAACGGGUUCAAUGCGCACUACCUCCAGAAUCUCCUUUUCUUUGACUUAGGCUAUGACAACAACAUGGACCCCAACAGCCCGUUAGUCGAACAGUACAUUCGCGAGAUUGACGCGCGUUUCAAUCUGGUGAUGCUUUUGGAGUUCUUUGACGAAUCCUUGGUGCUUCUGAAGGACUUGCUGUGCUGGGAGCUGGAAGACAUUCUCUAUUUCAAGCUCAACGCUCGCAAAGGGUCCUCCGUCUCAAGGCUGACCAAGGAACUCUACCAAAAGGCCACCGUCUGGAACUUACUGGAUGCCAAGCUCUAUCAGUACUUCAAUACCACGUUCUGGCACAAAGUGGAGGCCUACGGGACGGCCAGGAUGGCUAAAGACGUGGCCAGGCUCAACGAGGAGAAUGAGAAGAUGAAGAGCGUCUGCAUAGACGGAGGCCGCCCUGUGGAUGCCAACUCUAUUGAGGAAUCCGCCAUGCAGCCCUGGCAGCCAGUGGGUGAAAAAUUCAUCCUGGGCUACAACUUGAAAAAGAGGAUCAACAAGAAGCAUCGGAAGCUUUGCCGCAAGAUGCUGACCCCCGAGAUCCAAUACCUGUCAGACCUCGGGGUCAACCUGUGGAUGACCAAGCUGUGGGGCUGGGUGCGGAUGUUUUUGAAGUGGUAAGAGGGCAACGCUCCUUGUGACGACCGAGCACACUGUCCCUCCAUAACAGUCACUUCGAUGCUUUUCUUUCCCUUUCUUCUCUUUCCACUUGUUUCUCCCACUGGUUGGCCAGGCACACACUGAACUGGGUCUAUGGCAAUUUGCCGUGGCCGAUUCACCACGGCCAACCCACCCCGGUCAACUUGCCCCAGGACAACUCGCUGCGGGAGAAGACUUCCACAAAUAUCAAAGAAGCAGUGGAACAGCAUCGUUAAAGAAAGGGUGCAAAAGGAGGGAUAGAAUGAAAUGUGACUGGCAAAAAAUGUAAAUACUUUUGAUGUAUUUUAAAUAAUUAAACAGAAUGGUUAAAUUGUUAAACUGCAGCGAGUUGGCUGUGGGAAGUUGUCCCAUUUCCCCGCUGAACUCGCAUGGUGGCCACCGGCUAGCGUGAGAACUAUCUUGAGCAUAAACUGUUCCUGAAGGUGAAAUUAAAAACAAAAAUAGGUGGGAGGGAAUGCAUGACCAAGGCUUGUAACCAAAGCAGGGAGAAAAGGUGCUGUACCCGUGACUCAUUUUUGGCAGGACUUUGGCAAGAAGAAAGUAAAAUGGAAGCAUUCCAUUCUCAGAGGUCACUCUGAUGCUUUAACGACUGAAAACACUACAGUGAAAACCAGGUCAAGAAGUUUCUACCAGCUGCAGUAUUUUGCCACUCAGAAUCUCCUUCCCCUCUCUCAUUCACACUCUCGUGGGCCGCAAUCGUAAGAGAAACUGCCAGCCUGCCGUUUAUUACAGCAUAAGGUGGUUAGGGAAGGAAGUAUGUGACGAUAUUUGCUUGUACCAUACAUCGUUUUCCUUGUGAGCAGGACUGGAUGCCCGUUCCCUAGAGGCAAAUUGAACAGGUAAUUUGCCCUGAACUAUAAUAAAAAGAGAGAAUGUGCACUGAUGGAGCAGUACAAUUUUUCACGUACUUUGAGCAGAUCUGCCCCCAAAAGCUUUAAAGCAAGCAACUGUCAGUCCUUCUUCCCUCGGACCCUCUAAAGUACUGUAAUGUUCUGCUGAAGUUUUGGAACGGGACUUUCCACCAAAUCCCAGUUCUCAGGAUGCUUUGCGAAGCAAGAGCAGCUGAGCACUUAAUCAAUAUCGCUGUUACAAUUUUAUAGUGCAGGUGCGCCCAGGUGAAGCUUUAUUCCGAUGUGUUACACGAGCCGUGGAUGUGCAUUUCUGUAACAUGUGCAUAGAUAAAUUCUUCCAUUGAACCACA
Messenger RNA from Crotalus tigris (Tiger rattlesnake), 3509 nucleotides. RefSeq names its product galactose-3-O-sulfotransferase 1 (gene GAL3ST1). Gene Ontology annotation, biological process: myelination; galactosylceramide biosynthetic process. The coding region runs from base 674 to 2269 and encodes 531 amino acids. Gene Ontology annotation, molecular function: galactosylceramide sulfotransferase activity. Gene Ontology annotation, cellular component: membrane. NCBI's taxonomy places the organism in Eukaryota, Metazoa, Chordata, Lepidosauria, Squamata, Viperidae. The record is from RefSeq and is a predicted model, not a curated record. The transcript has 3 exons.